Molecule: messenger RNA, 2885 nt
Organism: Ictidomys tridecemlineatus (thirteen-lined ground squirrel)
Lineage: Eukaryota; Metazoa; Chordata; Mammalia; Rodentia; Sciuridae
Gene: Lpar2
Product: lysophosphatidic acid receptor 2
Biological process (GO): G protein-coupled receptor signaling pathway
Cellular component (GO): membrane
Molecular function (GO): lysophosphatidic acid receptor activity
Source: RefSeq, a predicted model, not a curated record
GUUGGACCUGGACACCCAGCUGAGUCACACCGCCUGGCCCUCCCAGAGCUCCUUGUCCCGGAUCUGGUCCUGCAUAAUCAAACAAAUAUAACCAAAGCGCAGAUAACCGGGACAAUGGGGCUGUGUGCUCCGGAGUGUGGGAGCCCCGGGCCGUCGCGCAGAAGCGGGGGAGGAAGCCACAGGACUGGGCAGUGCAGGGGGCGCGCAGAGAAGACAUUGCAAGAAAUUUGAGUGGGACAGAAAGGUUUCUGGGGCAAGGGAGGCCGCUGCGGUAGUUGUAAGCUGAGGGAAGCAGAAGCUGGGCUGGGGUCCCCGCGGUGGGAGCCAAGUCGGAUCAGGGCGUGGCUUGUAACUCGGAGGACGAUUGGGCACCAGGGAGAGGGCGGGGUGGGACUGAGUGGGUUGGGGGUCUGGAGCAGUGAAUCCGAGCCAGAGGCCACCCUCAGCUGCGCCCGAGCAGCGUAGGCUCACGGAAGGAAUUAUCCGGCAGCCAAGUGAGUCAUCCCUGAAGACUCGAAACUGCGGGCGCGUGAGGUGUGCAGGGACUGGGGUGGGAGUCCCGAGCCGGAACUAAAGAGGGGCGACCACUGGGCCGCAAGGCGAGGAGGAAACGGCGGGACUGCAGUUCCGGGCGACCCCACUUCCGACGCGGUCGCUGAGGCGGAGCUUCCCCAGGUGGCGGGGGCGCGGUAGGGCUCCCCCAGGUGGCAGGGGCGGGGCACCACGGCCUGGGUGUAGGCGGGGCGGCUGAACCCCGCCUCUCGCGCCUUCUUGCUCGCGGGCUCCUGCACACCCGAAAGCUCCUCCGCUCCCGCCGCGGUUGCGGGGCCAUGGACUUCAGGCCCGCUGCGAUCCCCCAGGAGCCCGCCCGGUCUGCAGCUUGAAGGGAGGUAGGUCCAGGUAAGAGCGAUGGCGGGCUCUGGGCGGGUGCAGGUUCGAGGAAGGGCGAGGCACGCCCCUUUCUCUGCUUCAGCCCGGGAACACCUGGAGGCCCCGCGAACUGCGGCUUCUUUAACCGCCCUCUUUGUCCCGGAGACCGCCAGGGUCCUUCAUCUCACCCGGAAGGGCCGAUGCCCCGCCUGCUUUGGGAGCUCUCGCGCGCGAAUCCUGCCGCCCAACUUCUGGAGCAGCCUCCCUACCUGUUCUGAUCUGCCCAGUCAGUCUCCUCCAUAUCUCGGCACCACCCGCAGGGUCCCAACAAGUGACCUCACCCUUGGUCUGUGCUCGGUGCAUUGACCCCGGCGCCAAAUUGACCUUCCCUGAUGGUCACCAUGGGCCAGUGCUACUACAAUGAGACCAUCGGCUUUUUCUACAACAACAGUGGCAAAGAGCUCAGCUCUUAUUGGCGGCCCAAGGAUGUGGUGGUGGUGGCACUGGGGCUGACUGUCAGUGUGCUGGUGCUACUGACUAACUUGCUGGUUAUUGCAGCCAUUGCCUCCAACCGCCGCUUCCACCAGCCCAUUUACUACCUGCUUGGCAACCUGGCUGCAGCAGACCUGUUUGCUGGUGUGGCUUACCUCUUCCUCAUGUUCCACACGGGCCCACGCACGGCCCGGCUCUCGCUCAAGGGCUGGUUCCUGAGACAAGGCCUGCUGGACACAAGCCUGACAGCAUCAGUGGCCACACUGUUGGCCAUUGCCGUGGAGCGGCACCGCAGUGUGAUGGCUGUGCAGUUGCACAGCCGCCUGCCGCGUGGGCGGGUUGUCAUGCUCAUUGUGGUUGUGUGGGUUGCCGCACUGGGCCUAGGACUGCUGCCUGCCCACUCCUGGCACUGCCUCUGUGCCCUGGACCGCUGUUCCCGCAUGGCUCCCCUGCUCAGCCGCUCCUACCUAGCUGUGUGGGCCCUCUCCAGCCUGCUUGUCUUCCUGCUCAUGGUAGCUGUCUACACCCGCAUUUUCUUCUACGUGCGUAGGCGAGUGCAGCGCAUGGCCGAGCAUGUCAGCUGCCACCCCCGCUACCGGGAGACCACACUCAGCCUGGUCAAGACUGUUGUCAUCAUCCUUGGGGCAUUUGUGGUCUGCUGGACACCCGGCCAGGUGGUGCUGCUCCUGGAUGGUCUGGACUGCAAGUCCUGCAAUGUGCUGGCUGUGGAGAAGUAUUUCCUGCUCUUGGCUGAGUCCAAUUCACUGGUCAAUGCUGCAGUAUACUCAUGCCGAGAUGCUGAGAUGCGCCGUACCUUCCGUCGCCUACUCUGCUGUAUGUGCCUCCGCCGGUCCUCCCACAAGUCUGCCCACUAUACAUCAUCUGCCCGGACAGGUGCCAGCACCCGCAUCAUGCUUCCUGAGAAUGGUCACUCUCUGAUGGACUCCACUCUUUAGCUACCUUGGACAGGAUGCAGCUCUUUGACAACUCAUGGAUACACCUGGCUUGUCCCAACCAGCAGGACAGACUUAAAGACAGACCCAUGGUCUGGCAUAGCACAGCAGCACUCCCCAGGCACACACAACUCUGCAUGCUCCAGGGUACUGGGAAAUGGGGACAUCUCCAAGCACCUGGGAGGACUCAGAUGGUGUCUGGGAAUCUGGCUCUUCAAUCAUCUCAGGUUUUAGGGUUUUUUAACAGAACAUUUUUGUACUUUUACUGCACAUCCCUGGUAAACCCUGUGGACUGGUUUCUCCUAUAUGGUGCUGUGAGUGGGAAAAGUAGAGGAGAUGAAGGCCCUCCAAGGUUAUGCUGCCCAGUGUGACAGGAUAACAGGGAUGGACUGUGGACACAAUAUCUUUCUGAGGCUAAUUUUUAGCAGCACAGCCUGAGGGGUGCUGAGCAUAAACUGGGAAAGGCUUGUGGACCUUUGCAGAGGCUGGCCUAUCUCCGUUAGUAUUGAGGGGAUCCAGGAUCCACAGGGAGGACAUGAAUCAGGGAGUAAACCAUUCCACUCUAAGGUC